AUGAGAUCUUCAUUUAGCGUCUUCCAUUCCAAUGGCAAACUCUUCCAGCAAUACAUCGUCGACGCACAUGUCAGAACAGAAGGCGCGCGUUUACAUUACCUUCGGUCCCAUCAACAAGAUUUGCGUGUAGAGCAAUACAGGGGACUUAUGGAUGCUGUCACUGCGAAAGCACAUCACCAUGACCUCCGCCCUGGACAAUUGAUCAUUCUUCCCUCUACCUUUCAAGGCAGUCCAAGGUACAUGCAACAGAACUACCAAGACGCGAUGGCAAUUGUCCGCAAAUGUGGAAAGCCUGACUUAUUCUUAACCUUCACCUGCAAUCCUGCUUGGCCGGAAAUCUGCAACGCCAUUUCCCAUCAUGAGCAAAUAGAACACAGACCUGACAUCGUUGCUCACGUCUUUCAUAUCAAACUGCGACAUUUUCUAACAGAUAUUCUGGAAAAGAAUAUUUUCUGCAAUGUUCUCGCUUACAUCUUUGUCAUUGAAUUCCAAAAACGAGGAUUGCCUCAUUGCCAUAUGUCACUUACACUUGACUCACAAUCCAAAAUAAGGACCAAGGAUGAUAUAGACAAAUAUGUCUGCGCUGAGCUUCCAAAUCCUGAAAUACACCCUCGACUUUUCCAAAUUGUCACUAAAUGUAUGGUGCAUGGUCCGUGUGUCACGCUCAACGCCAAAUCACCUUGCAUGAAAGACAGCAUGUGUACCAAAAAUUUUUCAAAAGACUUCAACGCGGAGACUCAAGAAAACACACAAGGAUACCCCAUAUACGGCCAAAGACAAGGGAGAACUGCCGUUGUUGGCAAAUGCGAUAUCGACAACCAUUGGAUAGUUCCUUACAAUCUGUGGCUUUCUCAGAAAUUCAAUGCUCAUAUUAACGUUGAAGUUUCCGUGUCCAUUCAGUGUAUCAAGUAUCUUUAUAAGUAUGUGUACAAAGGACACAACGCUGCAUCCAUUGCACUUCACAGGGAGCCAGCCGAUGAUAUUUUUCAACAUGAUGAAAUACAGACUUUCCUUGACGGUAGGUAUGUCAGUUCUCCUGAGGCUAUGUGGCGUUUGAACGAGUACAGCCUUUCAGAAAAAUCUCACGUGAUUACAUGA
Messenger RNA from Erpetoichthys calabaricus (reedfish), 1098 nucleotides. RefSeq lists its product as uncharacterized. NCBI's taxonomy places the organism in Eukaryota, Metazoa, Chordata, Cladistia, Polypteriformes, Polypteridae. The coding region runs from base 1 to 1098 and encodes 365 amino acids. The record is from RefSeq and is a predicted model, not a curated record. The transcript has a single exon.